AUUCCAGAUGUAUAAUGGCUGGUGUACCUUACCAGCUAGAAAACUUAGCAACUGUUAUCGCAAUCCCGACACCGACAGCUGAGGGUGAACCGGAAACUGAAAUUUCGGAUAGUUCGAAAAGCAAUAUCAUGUUAGAAGGCACAAAUGAAGAUCACAAAGCACGCAAACACCGAGAGCGCGACACAUCGGCGCAAUCGUUACCUCCGCCUACCAUGCCUCACGCUCAACAACGACCGCCUCUCGAUCGUGGACAAAGCCAGAUUCAAAUGGCUUUGAAUGGAUCAGCUAAUUUCGUUGGUUGGAAUGAUACAGAAGGCGACGUUUAUCGAACCUGGGGUUCGAAAAGAUUGCGAUUCUUGGCGAAGAAGUAUAAUCUAGAUCCGAUCCGUGUUUUAACCGAAGCAAGAUCAAUUGAUGCUGGACAUCAUGACGUCAUGGAUCAGCCUGGACCAUCCUCUGGUGAACCCAGUUUUGGUCACGCGCAUAGUGCUGAGAUUAAUUUCCCUUUUCUCCAACACAUUGCCUUUGGUUUUGAUGGUGGAACUCCGGGUUCGACUAGCCGAGGUAGAAGCUUUAGUCAAGGAGGUAACGAUUUGUGCGUACACGCAAGAGCCGAACGUCGCGAGUCUAUGGCACGCUUGGCUGUAAAUGUUGCAAAAAGGGGACUCUCUAGUACACCGCGAAAUCAUCGUGUUAGAUUGUCGUCGCGGCAGUCAUUUGACUUGGAUGUCACAGAAUCGGAGCGAGGUGGAUCACCGCCCACGGGCUACUAUGGUCUGUCUCCACAGCCUCAGCUUGAAGACAACCUUCUCGAAGAGGCACUUCUUCAAAGUCGUAAGAUCAAAGGACCAGGUCUGCGAAGACUGCAAAGCGAGGAGCCUCCAACGAAGAUACAGGGACCAACCCUACGAAGACUGCAGAGGGAUGAGCCUAUACCCGAGGAGUCAUCCAGUGAAUUGUCUUCUUUGGAUAAGGAGUCAGCCAACGCAGCGAGACAACAAAGCGAGCCUAUUCCGCCCCUAGCAAGCUUAGAAGAAAUCGAAAUGGGAGAAGUACCGUCGGUAUAUGAGACACCAUCCGAGGAGCCAUCAUCUCUUCCGAGUGAGGCACAGUACUCUACUCCUACUGAUGAAACUGCGUCUACAGAAACUAUUCCAAAGCCAAAACUGUCAUCGCAAGAGCAUGUGGACACCGAUGACCUCUUCUUUGCAUUUUCCUCUGCUUCUGAAAUCGAGCCUACGACUAGAUUGAAAGCUGGUAAAGAAAGACCAUUGACCACGUUAAUGUCACUGCCAAAGCUGCCUGUACCAGAAGAACCUCGUAUGGCACUGGGUGGAAUCUCGCGUCUCGACAUCGGCGAUGGUAGAAUCCACAUACCUGUAGCAAAAGUAGCUCUAGGACCUGUACCAGAGGAAGAUCGCAUUGGAAUAACUCAGCCGGAUCGUCCUUUGUUAGAUGCCGUGAAAUCUCGGACACGGUCUUUACCGCGUUAUCCCUUGUUGAAACAGACAUCAGUGGUUGAAACACAUAAACGGAGUCUCGUUGAAGAUGUGCUUGUUAAUCUUGGUCGACAAAGCUCUAACUUGUUCAUACCUCGAUAUCGACGGUACCGAGGAAUUGGUGCACUCAGCUCAUUUUACGAGGGCAGCCUUCACAGAGAAAAGAUCGAUGCCCUUGACCCGAAAGUGCGAGACAUCAUAGAACGUGGUUCGGAUGAGAGGCCAUUGUUCACAUGGUGGGUAACCAGUGUUCAAGUGCUAGUGUGUAUCGUAUCUCUGCUGAUCUAUGGGCUCGGACCUUUUGGCUGGGAACGAGUAGAAAUGAAUGAAGAAGUCGUUGAUGUUUCGCUUGCGAUGAGGCAAGUGAGCUACUACGAGCCUGUCAAUCUCUGGAUAGGACCGAGAUUUGCCGACUUGAUACGACUAGGAGCGAAGUAUUCGCCUUGCAUGAGACGCGAACCCGGCUUAUGGCGAUUGAUUAAUGAAGAAAGGGCCAAGGAGAAUGGUACCGGAUGCUGCGUCUUCAAUGACGGUACAGGGUGCUACCAGACAGGGCAAUCUAGUUGUCCGAGGACUUUAGCAACUUGGCAUAAAUGGUCGCGUCCAAAGCCACCUACCCUGAAGAAGUCAAAGUCAGAGACACAGCUAAUGGACCUUGAUAAAAAUUCAGUUGGGGUUACGGUAUCGCGUCGCAGGGGGUCUCUCACAUCUGUAAUAAGUCACCAUUCAUGGCGAACGGCGGGAGCAGUCUGUGGACAAGAUCCUGAUUUCUGCGUUCGACCAUCAUCAGUGAGACCGUAUGAAUGGCCGGAUGACUUGACCCGCUGGCCGAUUUGCUUGGAACAUCGCGAGGGUGGUUUUCUACCUCCACAUAUGACAUGCCAGAUAACUGGUCGCCCUUGUUGUAUACAGAUGCAAGGACAAUGUCGUAUCGCAACGCGAGAGUACUGCGCCUUUGUCAAGGGGCAUUUCCAUGAAAAUGCUACCCUAUGUAGUCAAGUCAACUGUUUCUCCGAUUUUUGCGGUAUGCUGCCGUUUUUGUGGCAUGAUUGGCCGGAUCAGUUCUAUCGCAUGUUCUUCUCGUUGUUCUUGCACGCUGGCGUGAUACACCUUGCUAUUACCAUUUGGGUGCAGCUAUGGUUGAUGCUUGACUUGGAGAUGCUAAUUGGAUGGCAGCGUAUGGCUAUCCUUUAUUUCGGAUCUGGCAUUGGAGGGAACUUUGCCAGCGCGAUAUUCGUGCCGUACAAUCCAGAAGUUGGUCCUGCAGGAAGUCAUUUGGGUAUCAUGGCUGCACUUGUCAUUGAUCUUUACCAUCACAGGAGCAUUAUCGUCAGACCUCAAAGAGAACUUGGUAAACAUAUGUGUACGGUGCUUGUUUUGUUUUUAACAGGACUGCUGCCAUGGGUAGAUAAUUGGGCUCACCUCUUUGGUUUCAUUUUUGGAUUGCUGAUCACUAUAGUCACCUUUCCGUACUUGGAUUUCGAAUCUCAUGAGAAACCGCGGCAAGGAUGUCGCUCAUCCUUAUCUCGAAGAAAUAUCGCGAUAGUGAUGUCACUGAUCACCAGCGUGCUCCUCUAUAUUUUACUUGGGUAUAUCUACUUUAACAGAAUAGAGUUGGACUGUCCGUGGUGUGAAUACUUCAACUGCAUUAAUAUUCGAUUUAUCACUGGAUCUAAUCACUUCUGCGACAACAGGGGACAGAAGCUCUUUCAGUGGUUGCCUAUAUAACUUUUCACUUGUUGUUUUCAUUAUGUUUGUACAGUUAAUAGCUUUGGUUGUGAUUGUUAAGUUGAAGAAUAGAAUAGAUGUUUUGCAAAUUUGAAUCACUGUACGCAUUGCCUUGUUUUACGGUGCAUUAAUGUGCCUUCGCUGAAAUGACUAUCUCAAUGGUUAUUCAAAAACAUGAAAUUCUUCCAUUGCUAUUUCUAAAUCACUGUCAUCUAGCUUAUAGAUUUUUUGUUUCUUGUUGAAUAUCCGUCUCUGUGAUUUUUUUAUAGUCUGUAUGAUUCGUAGGUAGACUACAUAAUCAUUCAAUCAUGUUGUUAAGUUCCAAUACUGGUCUACAUCUUUGUUGCUUUGAAAAUCUCUUCAUAUCCUCAUCUACAGCUCUUAUAAGUGCAACUUUAUCCGCUGUCCAAUCAAAAGGAGCUUUAUCUUUUCACUUUACGAACCGC
This is a messenger RNA of Cylicocyclus nassatus, 3673 nucleotides long. The record is from the annotation of a GenBank genome assembly. Lineage: Eukaryota; Metazoa; Nematoda; Chromadorea; Rhabditida; Strongylidae.